Molecule: messenger RNA, 1006 nt
Organism: Camellia sinensis
Lineage: Eukaryota; Viridiplantae; Streptophyta; Magnoliopsida; Ericales; Theaceae
Product: protein FD
Biological process (GO): positive regulation of DNA-templated transcription
Cellular component (GO): nucleus
Molecular function (GO): DNA-binding transcription factor activity
Source: RefSeq, a predicted model, not a curated record
AUAGUGUCAAGAGCAAAUUGAUCUGGAUUGUUUUCAUCCCCCAAUUAUAACAAUUGAAUAAUACCACAGUGGUCAUCUCAUCUCUCAUCCCCAAGAAAAAUCAAUGGAGGAAGUGUGGAAAGACAUCAGUCUCUCUUCUCUCCAACACACCUAUAACUGCACCCACCAACUCAACUUCCAAGACUUCCUACCUCCUUCCACCACCAAAGACCCACCACCACCCACAAGGGUUUAUGAACCCUCCUCCGCCAGAAGCGGCGGCCCCACCGCCUUCGGUCCCCUUGCGCCGCCUCCGGCCACCGUAUUGAGCUUGAGUUCAGGUGGGUCCGAUGAGUUGUUCUGUGGCCUUGAAAAGUCCGAUCGGACAAGGUCACACCCACAAUUGCAAAGUCAUACCUAUGGUAGAAAUCCCUUGGAAGCUUUGGUGAAGAAAAGGGUUAAUGAAGAUAGUGAUCGGCGACACAAGCGCUUGAUGAAGAACAGAGAGUCUGCUGACCGUUCAAGAGCUAGAAAACAGGCAUACACAAAUGAGCUGGAGAAUGAAGUUGGACGUUUGUUGAAAGAAAAUGCUAAUCUCAGAAGACAACUAGACAAGUUUUGUUCGGAGGCAACUUCUGCGCAGGUUCCAAAAAAGCACACUCUCCAGCGAACCUUAACUGCACCUUUUUAAGAAUUUACCAAAUGGAGAGAGAGAAAAGUCAAUAAAAAUGUAACAAAAAAUAUUUUUAUCAGAUAUAUGGCUGGAAAACAAGAGAGAGAGAGAGAACGAAAGCUGGAGGAAGAAAACAAUGGUGAGUAAGGUGUUGGCAUUUUUAAUGACAUUAUUAUUAGUGUGCAGUGAGGUAUGUAUGUAUGAGUACAUAAAUAUGUGCUAAGAAAGGGAUGAUGAAGGGCAAGUGGGUUUUGCUAUUUAAAGACGUGCAGUACAUGUAUGAUGGGACGUCAUUACUAUGAAGUUAUUUAAAAAUCUUUGUUAAAUCUUAUCUCUCUGUCUCACUCUUUCGCA